UAUCCACCGCCAACGGCCGCGAUUGCUUCUCUCACCCCGACCAAGCUAGACCACACCCACACACACAGCUUGUGGCGACCACGAGCCAAGCGCCACCACGCUCUCACAAACACAGAUGGCCGCCACCAUCUCUAGCGUGGCUUCGGCAGCUAAGCUCUCGUCGGCACAGAAUGGAAUUCACUCGCCCUCUUGUUCUUUCUCGUCAUCGCCUCUGUUGCCGCUGAGCCGAGGCAGGGCGAGGAAAUGCAAAACUGUGUGUCAAGCAGCGUCGGUCCCGGCCAAUGUGCCCGACAUGGGAAAGCGGCAGCUCCUCAACACCUUGCUCCUGGGAGCACUCUCGUUGCCAACAGUUGGGAUCCUGGGACCGUACCUCUACUUCUUUGUGCCACCCGGCUCCGGCGGAAGUGGCACCGGCCUUGUUGCUAAGGACGCCAUUGGGAAUGAUAUUCUGGUCACCGAAUGGCUUGCAUCGCAUCCUCCUGGCGAUAGAACUCUCAGCCAAGGCCUGAAGGGAGAUCCAACUUACCUCGUUGUUGAGAACGAUGGAACGUUGGCACCAUAUGCAAUUAACGCUGUUUGCACGCAUCUCGGAUGUGUGGUUCCCUGGAACAAAGCGGAGAACAAGUUUAUCUGUCCUUGCCACGGUUCUCAAUACAACAACCAGGGAAGAGUCGUCCGAGGUCCUGCACCAUUGUCACUAGCGUUGGCUCACUGUGACGUCGACAGCAACAAAGUUAUUUUGAGCCUCUGGCCCGAGACGGACUUUAGAACGGGAGAGAACCCAUGGUGGGCUUAAAAACACCUGUGCUCGCUUUGCUCGAGACAACAAAUUUGUAAAAGGCAAUGUUAUAUACGGAAGUCCCUGUCUUAUUAAAUAAUUUCGAAAGAACAUGCUUCAUACCA
This is a messenger RNA of Selaginella moellendorffii, 903 nucleotides long. Its product is annotated as cytochrome b6-f complex iron-sulfur subunit, chloroplastic. Gene Ontology annotation, molecular function: 2 iron, 2 sulfur cluster binding. Bases 116 to 796 code for a protein of 226 amino acids. The transcript is spliced from 5 exons. NCBI's taxonomy places the organism in Eukaryota, Viridiplantae, Streptophyta, Lycopodiopsida, Selaginellales, Selaginellaceae. Gene Ontology annotation, cellular component: plasma membrane. The record is from RefSeq and is a predicted model, not a curated record.